AUGGAAAUAAUCCGAAAAGAAAUAGGAACAAAAUCGUCUUGUGAAAUCCUGUCAAGGACAAAAUGGCAGUCACGCGGAGCAAGCUUAAUAUUUAUUUUGUCCUUUAUCAUUGCGAAUUUCUGUCUCGUUGGAGCUCAGAAAGCGAACACAGACGCUGCUGUCACCGAUGCUCAUGAUAUAUAUCCUUAUAUUAUAUUGCCUGUAUCCGAUUUUUUUCUCUGGGCUGCCUCGCCGUGGAGUGAGUGCAAACUAGUCAAAUCCGAUGUCUGCUGUGACGAUGGAUGUGGUCGAACUAGAAAUGUGUACUGCAUUGACGCUCGUGACGGUAAACGAGCACCCAUGUAUUACUGCCAGAAACUUGAACGACCGGUUGCGAUCCAGUCUUGCUUAAACUGUUCAGAGAAAUGCGUGACCAGCACAUGGUCUACUUGGUCGACGUGUAGCUCGACGUGUGGACCAGCGACCAAGUAUCGGAGCAGACGCGUUCUCCGCCUGCCGACUGAAUCGGACAGCCAAUCUUGCGGAGCACUUUCGGAAUUCCGCGACUGCACCGAUCUGUCUCCUUGUCCCGAACCUGUUUAUACGUGGAAAAUCGGGACAUGGACAAGUUGUCGUAAGAUAAACGCAACCACUGUUAAUAAUUCAACGUGUGGUGUGGGUCAACGAAGUCGCUUUGUUACGUGUCUGGAUGAGAAGGGCCUGCAAGUAAAUCAUUCACUGUGUCUGAAAAGUUCACUAGGUGAGGGAAAGCCAGGGAAUAAAGAAGCAUGUGAUUUGCCAUGUGAUUGUAUGGUAUCGGAGUGGACACAAUGGAGCCAGUGUUCAAAAACAUGCAGAAGCCACACAAACUACGACACAGGUAUUCAAAAGAGGACACGCAAGAUCACGACAUUGCCCGAGUAUGGUGGACUACCGUGCCUGCCGCUGAUUGAAAAACGACACUGCGAUAUCAGAGACUUACCACUCUGCCCCCUGUAUAAGUGGCACACAGAGCUUGAGUGGGGACAAUGUCGGUUACUAAAUAAUGAAGGUCUUUGCGGUGCUGGACAACAGAGGAGACAGGUAUACUGCAUUGUUGAAGGAGAUGAGCAACUGAGACCAGUGGAAGAGGCUUUCUGUUUGCAAGAUGUAUCAACAAAUUCCACCAAACAGAAGCCCCCAUCAAAGCGUGCCUGCCAGGUCGCCUGCCCUCAAAACUGCCAAGUUGGCGAAUGGCAGAACUGGUCCCCGUGCUCUCAGAGUUGCGGAGAUGGUGGACAGAAGGUUCGUCAGCGGGAAGUGCUAGUUCCUGCCAUGUAUGGAGGUCGUGACUGCGGCCCUCUACUGCAGAGUACUAAAUGUGAAAGUGUGGACUGUGUAUGGUGGUACACAGGGCGUUGGAGUAAAUGUUUUCUGGACUAUGGCAACAGUAGAUGUGGUUCGGGCAGUCAAGUUAGAGUACUCUACUGUAAGAGCGCCAUGGAUGACGUACUUGAUGCCAAGAAUUGUUCUCAUCUGGAACGGCCGUUGCGAACCAGGGUUUGUAAGGUCCCUUGUCCAUCAGAUUGCGUGGUAUCUGAGUGGUCAGAAUGGGGAGAGUGUUCAAGAUCAUGUGGCAAAAAAGGUGGUGUGCAAACUAGAACCAGACAAAUACUAGCUUAUGCAGAUCCGGUGCGGAGUUCCUGCUUGCCAGAGGACGAGUUAGUCCAGACACGAGUAUGCAACGAAGAAGUCUGGUGUCGUAAUUACAUGUGGCAGGUCGGACCGUGGGGAGAUUGCCAUUCUGAUGGCCAGAGUUAUCAUUGUGGUCCAGAUACAGGCAUCCAAGUAAGGGAUGUUACCUGUGAAAUAGACACAGAAACGUCAGCCGAUGAACACCUUUGUGAUACCGCCUCCAGACCGAAUAAUGUACGUACGUGUAACGUAUCAUGCCCCAUUGACUGUAUGCUGAGUAGCUGGAGUGAUUGGUCUGAAUGUAGCGAGACUUGUGGAUAUGGUGCUUAUAAAUACAAAACUAGGAGGAUUCUUCAGUUGUCUGCAUUUGGUGGAGUGCGAUGCCCCAGAGAAGUGGAUGAUAAUGGUGUAAUCACCAAGAGAAAGAAAUGUAAAGACCUUGAGCCGUGUUAUACCUAUCAUUGGGAGGUGCUGGAAUGGAGUGAGUGCACCAUACUGAACGAGGAGUGUGGACCUGGCUACCAGACACGACCUGUGUUCUGUCAGCGAAGUGAUGGUGUACGAGUUGAACCAGGCGUAUGUUUAGAGAAGUUACUGAGUGCUAGGCCAAUCUCUCACAAGCGAUGUCUUCUGCCUUGCCCUGGGGAUUGUGUACUUUCUGAGUGGUCGGAAUUCACUGCAUGCUCUCAGACAUGUGGUGACAAUCCAGGCGUUAUGAUGAGAUACAGACAUGUUACUAGUUCAGGUUCAGCUACUAGCGAGCACUGCUCCCAUAUCGCAUUCUCUGACUUGGAAGACAUUUCCCCUUGCAACGCAGUACCGUGUCCGUCUUACAACUGGGAUGCAGGGCCCUGGAGAAGUUGUCUUCUCCACGAGGGAAACGAUGUCACUGUUAUGGGUGCCACACUCUGUGGUAAAGGAGUACAACGUCGCAGUGUCCUGUGUCGUCGCAACGAUGGUCAGUAUGUUGAGAACCAUUACUGUGACAAAGUUGCUUUAAUGCCAGCAGUGCAUAAGGAGUGUAUGAAUAUGUGUCCUAUUGACUGCCAGGUGUCUGAAUGGGGUGAAUGGUCUGGAUGCUCACAGAAUUGUGGAACAGGAAUAAGGAUCCGAUAUAGAAGAAUUGUAAUCAACUCUCAGUAUGGUGGGAGGAUUUGCCCAUCUACAGUCCAAAGCAGCGUGUGUUUAGAUACCCCAUGUGAACUGUUUGAAUGGAAAGUAUCUGAGUGGAGUACAUGUAGAGCGACAGUGGACCGUCACUGCGGUGUUGGAGUUCAAACACGAGAUGUCUCUUGUCUAGCUGGUGAUGAGUAUAUUGCCGAAUGUGCAUUGAGAAUGCAGUCACCAGAAGCCAUCAGGCCGUGUGAACUGCCUUGUCCUGGCGAUUGCGUUACAAGUGAAUGGAGCGAAUUCUCCGAAUGUAGUGGCGUGUGUCCCAUUGGGGGCAUAAAGUCGCGGGGUAGAGAGGUCAUCAGACAUCCAUCUCUGUCCGGCAAGCAGUGUGAAGACACUAUAGAAUUUGUCCCAUGCAAUAAAGCACCGUGUGUCAUGCAUAAUUAUACCACAGUGAUUGGUGAUUGGACAGAUUGUCAGUUAAUUGCUGGCCACUGUGGAACAGGUUAUAGACAACGGCCAAUCAAUUGUGUGCGUGAGGAUGGCAUCACAGUGUCAGCUAAAAAAUGUUCAGAUUUUGAUUUGACAUUGUCGUUUGAACCGUGUGAAGUCGAAUGCUCAGAAGACUGUAUUCUCACCGAGUACACAGACUGGUCAGAGUGUGAUCACAAAUGUGGUCUGGCGGGUUACAAAACCAGGUCACGGUCAAUUGAGAAUGUGGCUAAGGGCACAGGACGACAGUGUCCAGAUGAGUUGACACAGAAGACACCAUGUAAUGUGGAAGCAUGCUAUAACUACGAUUGGUACAUAACGGAAUGGAGCUCAUGUAGCAUUGAUCGUAAAGGCUGUGGACAUGGUGAACAAACCAGAAUAGUGAAAUGCCAGAGAAGUGAUGGCAAAUUUGUUGAUGAAAUACACUGUGCAUUACAAGGCGAAAUGAAUAAUAUUAGAGAUCUUGCUGAGUUAGAGAAGAUGGCCACUAGUCUGAACAAAACCCAAAAGAAUUUGGAAACCAGAAGACCAUGUGGUCGUCCUUGUCCUGGAGACUGUCAGAUGUCAGCCUGGAGUGAGUUUAGCCCAUGCUUGAAAACUUGUCGUAAUGGGGUUGUCCGGAGUCAACAGGUGCGAAGUAGGCAUGCGAUCAACAGACAGACAGUAGAUGGAAUACCAUGCUCAGAUAACAUUGCAGAGUCAAGGCCUUGUGCAGAACAUGAUAGUUUGUGUCCCAACUUUUCAUGGCAGAUUGGGCAAUGGCAUCAUCAUUUUGGAGUUCGAGAAGUUUGGUGUACUGCUAAGGAUUUGGAGCUGAAUGUUACCGGUGGUUGCGUUGAUGAAUUAAAACCCCCAGGCAUUGCAGAAUGUAUCCCGGAAUGUACCAAACCGUUUACUCGAUGCCAUGAAGGUGCUUGUCAGUGUAUUGAUGGAUUUGAAGGUGACGGAGUACAUUGUUUUCCCGCAAAUGGAUGUACAACGGAUGAACAUUGUGUGUUUGAACAUACAUACUGUGAUCAUGACAACCAAUGUCAGUGCAAGGAGGGAUUCAUGAUGCUCUAUGAUGACCAGGGACCGUGUGCUGAGAUUCGUAGAAUUGCUCACAUGACGUCUACACUGCCGACUUCUGUUACUUCAGAAGGGAUUGAGACUUCCAUGAAACAGACACAGCCAGGUGGUCUGUGGAAGUAUGUUGCCAUAGCAAUUGGUGUAUGUGUAGCUGUAUUAGUAACUGUAUUAUUACUGGUGGUGUUGCUACUGAGGAAAAAGCACACUGGCCAUGCAGAGAUCAUGACCACAGCCACAACGGUGGAGUUUAAACAUAACAACUUCAACACCACAGUGGAUGGCAAAUUGAAAGACAAAAUGUCAAAUCUUGAGAAAAAUGCUCCAAUGAGAUGUUGAUAGAACACUGUGGAGAUCUUCUCAUAAAAACAAAAGUAUUUCACUAACCUACCAUAAAGGACAGUAUGCAACUUUCCAAAAAACAGCAGCAGCUCAGUAUUCUACCAUAGAGGGGAACCUUUUCUAGUUAUGAAAACAGCAGCAGCUAAAUAUUAUGCCAUAGAGGGCAGUAUUACUUCCAAAUAACUAGCCUUUGAACAGUAAUGUGCCAUAGAGUGUGUAGG
Saccoglossus kowalevskii is the source of this 4886-nucleotide messenger RNA. RefSeq names its product thrombospondin type-1 domain-containing protein 7B-like. Gene Ontology annotation, cellular component: plasma membrane. Lineage: Eukaryota; Metazoa; Hemichordata; Enteropneusta; Harrimaniidae. The record is from RefSeq and is a predicted model, not a curated record. Gene Ontology annotation, biological process: actin cytoskeleton organization.